Molecule: messenger RNA, 408 nt
Organism: Eremothecium cymbalariae DBVPG#7215
Lineage: Eukaryota; Fungi; Ascomycota; Saccharomycetes; Saccharomycetales; Saccharomycetaceae
Gene: CCW12
Product: Ccw12p
Exons: 1
Coding region: 1-408 (135 amino acids)
Source: RefSeq, a predicted model, not a curated record
AUGCAAUUCUCUACUGUCGCUGCCGUCGCUGCUUCCGCCGCCGUUGCCUCUGCCCACGCUAACCACGCUAACACUACCACUACUACCGCCCACUACAACGCCACCACCUUGGUCACCAUCACCUCUUGUGGCACCAAGUCCUGUGUGGAGUCUGUUUCCGUAGCGUUGGUAUCCACCGCCACUGUUUCCGUCGGCGAGACCAUCACCGAGUACACCACCUGGUGUCCUCUCCCAACCUCCGCUCCAGAGGCCCCAGCAUCUUCUGCUCCAUCCAGCGUUGCUGUCCCAUCCAACUCCACUGUCCCAGCCAGCGCUACUGCUAGCGUCUCUUCUUACACUGGUGGUGCUGUCAAGGCUUUGCCUGCAGCCGGUGCUUUGUUCGCGGGAGCUGCCGCUUUGUUGUUGUAA